This is a messenger RNA of Penicillium crustosum, 2565 nucleotides long. RefSeq names its product pentatricopeptide repeat-containing protein. Gene Ontology annotation, molecular function: protein binding. The record is from RefSeq and is a predicted model, not a curated record. Bases 1 to 2565 code for a protein of 854 amino acids. The transcript is spliced from 2 exons. Lineage: Eukaryota; Fungi; Ascomycota; Eurotiomycetes; Eurotiales; Aspergillaceae.
AUGACAUUCCGGUUUCCGGGGUCGCUCGUGAACAGAGCUUUGCGCAGCCGACUUCUUACCGCGCAGCAAUACCGUGCUACUACUGCAUCCCAACGACUACCACAGACAUGGAUCGCGUCGAGUAACUACCGCCAAUAUAUUUCCUCCUCUUCCUCCUACAACCGAUCUUCCGAUAGAGACCGCGAUGCUCGCCGCAUAGGACAUGUUGGCGAGAAACAUUUUAAGCGUCGGCAUGACAAUAGGCGGAAGGGCCAGGAUGUCAAUACUAGGGAGAGUCAUGAUAUGUUGAUGGCCAUUGCGUCGGGUUCGUUGACUGGGCGGUACAACAGCCAGCUUGAAUCUUCAGCAAGUAAAGCUCUGGAUCCCGAGGCCGCUGAAACCGAGGAGUUGGAGAAUGAUCCAUAUGAUUACGGGGAUGGUGAAAGCGAGACGCAGGAGAACGGUGUGCUUGAGGAUCAGGUAUCGAAAGAACAGGAUGUUGAGGCUGAUAUUGAGGCCGAUUCCGCCGAUGGCGAGGUUCCUGAGAAUACCAGAUUUCGCGGUCCGCUUGGAGGAAUGCCUAAACUCACACCCAAGAUCAUCAACGAGGAGUUGAAAUGGUUGAAUGACCCUCGCAAAAUGGCGGAUCGGGUCGCGCGCAUUUUACACAGUGGCAAUCCGGCCCUGGCCGCGGCCUUGGUUCGCGCUGGAACAAAGCAGGGGUUGAGAUGUGAUGUUGCCUGGAAUCACCUCCUGCAAUAUUGUAUGGAUCAAAACCACCCGCAGGCUGCGUUCAAGUUCUAUAAUGAUAUGAAAAAGCGUGGCAGGAGACCAACUCCCAGAACGUAUACGAUCAUGUUGAAGGGCUUCAGCUCAGCCCCGAGGUCUUUGGGUGUCGCCAAAACUGCCGCCUCUGUCUACCGCUCGAUUGGUUCACCGAACUCCGGAGUCAAACUUGAUAUCAUACACACCAACGCUAUGCUUACAGUCUGUCAUCGUCAUUGGGAUAUGGAUCGGCUGUGGAAGAUUGCCGGUGAACUACCCGAAGAGGGACCAGGUGCCCCGGAUGCUACCACAUACACUAUUAUCUUGAACGCUGUACAAUUCGCAGCUCGCCGAGAUGUAGAGAAAAUGUCUCCGGAUGAGAUUGAAAAGAUUCUCGAACGGAAGGCCCAGGUUAUUACCGAAGGCAAGCGGAUUUGGGCCGAUGUCAUCUGGCGUUGGAAGAACCAAACCUUGAAAAUCGACAAUGAACUUGUUAACGGCAUGGCCAGCUUGCUUUUGGAAGGCGGUAGUGAUAUUGACUGUUACAAUGUCAUGGAAUUGUAUAAACAAACCAUGGGGAUCCCCAUACUGCAAAAGCGACCCACCGAGAACGAAAAGACGACCCGCCGCAGGAUCACCCCCGAGCAAACUCAAGCGAUUAAAGUUUCAGAGGCUACGCGGCAAUCAGAAAUGGAAGAUGUUCCGUUUGUAGACGAAAACAAUCGACCAAUCCAAAGUUUGGAACCGGCCGUGGAACUUGAGCAAGACUUGAAAGAAGAGGUGGAAGAAUUGGAGAUGGAGGAAGAGGAAGAGAUGGAAGAGAUGGAAGAGGAGGAAGAGGAGGACUUCACAGAACUCUUCAAACCUGUCGUUCCCCAGUCGGAGGAGCUAUCAUUCCUUGAGCCAAACAGCAAGGAACUGACUCUUAUCCUGAAUGCUUGUUUCACCAUGACCCAAGGAUCCGAGGGGGGUCAGGCAUACUGGAAACAUAUGACUUUGGAAGACCACGAAUACCGCAUUGACCCCGAUACCUUCACCUACAUCCAAUAUUUCCGCCUCCUCCGCAUCUCUCGUUCCAGCAAAAUCGCUCUCAACACCAUGCGAGACCAAAUGGUCCCCUCCGGCCAAGCAACCGGAACGGCAUUCCACGUCGCUCUCAGUGUCUGCCGCCGUGAUCGUCGCAACCACUCAGUUCUCAAUCACGCAAACGAGCUGAUGGGUUUGAUGGACAAAGCAUUGAUCCUACCUGACAUUCGCAUCCUCGAAGGCUAUCUGGAAACCAUCCAGAUUCUUUCCUCUACUCCAUCCACCCUUUUGUACCUCAGAGGACUCGACACAGAAGAUCCCAAGUCCUCCAAGACCACUAGACUACACGAGAUGGGCCGGAAGCUACAAGCGAAGCUGCGACUAGUUGCCAUCGCCACCUUACGGCCAUAUAUCCUCCAGCUGCACGAGGCAAUGGAGAACGGCAAACCCGAGUCGAAGACUCGCUGGAGUGCCCUCCAGAACACACUUUCGGAUUCUGUCCCCGGUCCCGCGGCUGUGAAGAUCAUGUCGCGGGUUCGUCUGGUGGUUGACGAUACCCUUAAGCUUGAUUAUAAGCCUUAUGUUUCAAAGGCCGAGCGCAAGGCCCUUGACGCUGACUCGAAGAUGCUGAAGAAGUAUUCCGAUAAGGAUGUCAUUGCGGCUUUCAGGAACAAGAAGGUAUACCCAACAUUUGAGCAGAAGGAGGAGGCUCGGGAACGCAUCAAGAAGUUCCAGUGGGAGGCUCGCAACUCCCGGAACCAAGGAAGUUCGGAUCAGAAGGAGUUUUCCUCGUGA